UAUGGAUUAAAAUGUAAACAAUAUAACCUAUAAUAUAAUUCAAAGUUUUGUAAUUUUACUUUUUAUACUUGGAGAAACUCUAUUGGCUAUUUGUCCCUUCAAAGGGAAUAAAUAGUAAUAUUGACCUUAAGGAAUUUGUUUUUAUGCAUAUGUAGUGCAAAAAUUCGGUUUUUAGAUAAAUUAUUUUCUGCGACAUGGAACAAUUGGCAGAUUCUGUUAUUGUAGUAAAAGCAAAACCAGUUCGUAAAGUAUUCAAACCUUCAGUGAAAGUUAACAAAAUACCCCAAUCACUACUCAAUGAUGCGCUACUUAAUGCCGCCAUGUCGGCUCUGCCUUCCAAUUACAAUUUCGAAAUCCACAAAACAAUAUGGAGGAUUAAGGAAACUGGAUCAAAAAGAGUAGGACUACAAAUGCCGGAAGGUCUUUUAAUGUUUGCUACCACUAUUGCUGACAUUAUAGAAGAAUUUACUGAAGCCGAGACCGUCAUCCUGGGUGAUGUAACUUAUGGUGCCUGUUGCAUUGAUGAUUUCUCUGCAAGAGCAUUAGACAUUGAUUUCUUGAUUCACUAUGGACAUUCCUGUUUAAUUCCAAUAAACCAAACUGAAGGCAUCAAGGUUUUAUAUAUUUUUGUUGACAUAAAAAUUGACGUCAUGCACUGCGUGGAAUGUUUGGAAUCUACUUUGCCUGUGAACAGUAAGGUAGCUCUCGUCAGUACGAUUCAAUUUGUUGGAAGUUUACACGCUGUUGCAACAGAACUGAAAACGAGAGGCUACGAAACAGUAAUACCCCAAAGCAAACCAUUAAGUCCAGGAGAGAUUUUAGGAUGCACAGCACCAAGAGUUGGUUGUGCAGAUAGCAUUGUGUAUAUUGGCGAUGGAAGAUUUCAUUUGGAAGCAGCUUUGAUAGCCAAUCCUACAUUGAAAGCCUAUAAAUACGACCCAUAUGAAAAAAAAGUUACUGAAGAAUAUUACAAUCAUGAGUUAAUGCAAAAGUAUCGAAAGAUGGCUAUUGAUCAAUCUGUUAAGGCGGGAAAAUUUGGCCUGUUACUGGGAACUCUUGGCCGCCAAGGAAGUAAUAAAGUUCUUUCGAAUCUACAAGAUCAAUUGAAAGUUUUAAAUAAGCCAACUAUCAUUAUCUUACUUUCGGAAAUAUUUCCAAAUAAGCUGAAACUGUUUGUACAAGUGGAUUCUUUUAUACAGGUGGCCUGUCCAAGGUUGAGCAUAGAUUGGGGGGUAACGUUCGCCAAACCACUUUUAAAUCCUUACGAAGCUGCUGUAACGUUAAGUAUGGUUAACUUUAAUGACGACGAACCCUAUCCAAUGGAUUUUUAUGCACAUUCUAGUCUUGGACCUUGGACACCAAUUCAUAAAACAUCUGAGAAAGAUAAACAAACAUUUUCUAGUUGUGAAAAUUGUAAAAAAAGAAAAUAAGACAUUUUUGUAAAUCCUUAUUAUCGAUGGUGUUUUAUAUAUUUAUAUAUUUUGUAAAUUUUUAUGCAUAUAAUUUAAUUUUAAGCAGU
Messenger RNA from Leptopilina heterotoma, 1519 nucleotides. RefSeq names its product 2-(3-amino-3-carboxypropyl)histidine synthase subunit 1 (gene Dph1). The transcript has 5 exons. NCBI's taxonomy places the organism in Eukaryota, Metazoa, Arthropoda, Insecta, Hymenoptera, Figitidae. The record is from RefSeq and is a predicted model, not a curated record. Gene Ontology annotation, biological process: protein histidyl modification to diphthamide. Bases 195 to 1430 code for a protein of 411 amino acids. Gene Ontology annotation, molecular function: 2-(3-amino-3-carboxypropyl)histidine synthase activity.